Molecule: messenger RNA, 762 nt
Organism: Emiliania huxleyi CCMP1516
Lineage: Eukaryota; Haptophyta; Isochrysidales; Noelaerhabdaceae
Exons: 9
Coding region: 112-741 (209 amino acids)
Source: RefSeq, a predicted model, not a curated record
ACUCGCCAAAGAAGUACUGCGAGCCGCACGCCCGCAACGUGACCGGCUGGGACACGGCGCGUCUGCGCGUCUGCCAUCACUUUUCGGACUCGCACGCCUUUGCCGUUUCGCAUGCCCACGCGUCGGCCGUCGUCGCUGCGCACGCGGCGCUGGUGGCUCGCGACGGGCGCGGGGCAGGCGCUUGCCUCAACCCGUGGCACUCGUCGACUUGCGGCGAUGACCCCGGCGUGCUGCGCGACUUUUUCGAGCAGUGCGAAGGCAACCUCCCUCGGACACGCGCCUGAGCUGCCGCGGCCUCGUGCUCGCGGGGUUGCGCGUGCCGUGGGCCCUUCUGCACAACAACACCGUCGGCUUCAAGAUGGCCGGUGCUCACAAGCAGGACUCGUACGGCAUCAUCGCGCGCAUGGUCAAGGAGACGGCGGUGUGGAAGCAGAUCCUCGAGGAGGGCCACGCCACACUCCACCGCGGCCACGCCUUCAACGCGACACGCGCGGACGAGAAGGGGAGGGUGCGGCGGGAGAAGCGGAGGGAGGCGCAGCGCGCGGGCAAGCUCACGUCGCUCGCAAAAGGCAUCCGCGCCGGCCGCUGAGUAGCAGGGGCGAGGGGACGCCCUCCCUCCCUCUGUCUGAUGAGCGCAUUUGGCGCUGUCUAUUGGUUGUGGGGGGUUCGCUUUGUCUGUCGGUGUUUGCAGAGUGUCGGGCCGAGUGUGCAUGCUUCCUUCCGCCAUCUUCUUUCGACUGAAAGAAACCUAGUAUUUGCCAA